AUUAUAUUAAGACGUUCAAAAUGAUGCAUUGUGUGCAUCCGGUGGUGAUUCCGAGACCAGAAGAAGAAUGGCGACGAUUAAUUGUUUCUUCUGGGAUUCGCAAGCCACGACAGAUUUCAUUGUAUCGGCAUCAUCCGUAUCUUCUUGCUAAGCUUGUUUCAAAAUCGAAGCAGGAUAUUUUAGAGGAUCGAGAUGGUCCAUUUGCUCAAUAUGUUGUUUCUCCAUUUCUUUCGUCAAUACUUGAGUCUCAUGCACCUGAAUUCAUUGCUCAGAUUGUUUGUCUGAUCUGGUUUGAGACUGAUUUAACAUUGUUUUCUAUCAUUUCUAAUGUUCAAUCAUUGAAUCUGUUAAGUCCGAAUUCUUUUCCUAAAGAAGAAUUCCUUUCAUGGAAUCGAGGUGUCCUUUCUUCUAUAAAUAUUUCAAAAAAUGUUAUUUUUCUUGCACUCCUUUUUAUUUAUCGUUUAAAGGAGAGAAAUCCGAUGAUUCGAGGAAAGUCUGGGAGUGAGUAUAGGCUUUUAACAAUUGCAUUAAUACUCGGGAAUAAGUUUCUUGAUGAUAAUACUUAUACAAAUAAAACAUGGGCGGAAAUUACUGGGAUAUCUGUGAAAGAGAUUCAUGUUAUGGAAGCUGAAUUUCUUGUAAAUAUUCAUUAUUCGCUUCUUGUUUCGAAGACUCAAUGGGAGGAUUGGCAGAUUAUUUUGGAAAGACUUUGGACAUAUUCUGCGGGUUUGAUGAAGAUUCGGUUUUUGCGGAGUUUACCUUGCUUAUCAGUGCCUUCUGAUAUCGCAUUAUCUUGUACCAAUAGUUUACAUCUUUCUCAGUUUAUGCCUAUAGUAUCGACACAGUCUGUUCCCUUAGUUCCUUCUUGGGGUUAUUUAAAGGAGUAUUCUGUAGAAUUAAAACAUAAGGAUUGUAUUUUAGGUACAUCUGCUGUAUCCCUGGUUAAACGGACUUUAUUGAGUCGUAUUAAUAUGCCUUGUUGCAAAUCUUAGUUAUUUCUUA
Messenger RNA from Pneumocystis murina B123, 1002 nucleotides. RefSeq lists its product as hypothetical. The record is from RefSeq and is a predicted model, not a curated record. Bases 21 to 992 code for a protein of 323 amino acids. Gene Ontology annotation, biological process: regulation of cyclin-dependent protein serine/threonine kinase activity. Gene Ontology annotation, cellular component: nucleus; cyclin-dependent protein kinase holoenzyme complex. Lineage: Eukaryota; Fungi; Ascomycota; Pneumocystomycetes; Pneumocystales; Pneumocystaceae. The transcript is spliced from 3 exons. Gene Ontology annotation, molecular function: cyclin-dependent protein serine/threonine kinase regulator activity; protein kinase binding.